Messenger RNA from Triplophysa rosa, 2335 nucleotides. RefSeq names its product claudin-34-like. Bases 976 to 1680 code for a protein of 234 amino acids. The transcript has a single exon. NCBI's taxonomy places the organism in Eukaryota, Metazoa, Chordata, Actinopteri, Cypriniformes, Nemacheilidae. Gene Ontology annotation, molecular function: structural molecule activity. Gene Ontology annotation, cellular component: bicellular tight junction; plasma membrane. The record is from RefSeq and is a predicted model, not a curated record. Gene Ontology annotation, biological process: cell adhesion; bicellular tight junction assembly.
AUCAAAAUGAUUAAUAAGAAAAAAUUCUGUCAUCAUUUACUCAUUAUAAUGACUUAUUCUGUUGAACAAAAAGAAAGAUAUUUGGAAAAAUGUUAGCAAUUUUCAGUUCUGUGACAUCAUCCAGUACCAUAGUAGGAAAAACAAUAUUGAAUAAUUUUUUUGUUCUGUUGAACACAAAGUGAGAUAUUUUGAAGAAUUUAGGAGCACAAAUAGUUCUGGGGCACCUUUAAUCUUUCCUACAAUGGCAGUCAAUGAUGUCACGGAAUUGAAAACUGCUAACAUUCUUCCAAAUAUCUUUCUCUGUGUUCAUCAGAACAAAGUCAUUUAAACAGGUAUGAAAUGACAUGACAUUUUCAAUUUUGCUAUCACUUCAACAUUUACUAUGGUAACUGCAGCUUUCACCCAUUGUCACUGUGUUCAUUUACAUUUAGUCAUUUAGGAAACAAUGGAAGCAAUUGGAACAACAUAAGGACAACGAAAAGCAUAAGUGCAAUAAAAAAACAAUAGAACAGUACAAUAGAAAUGUGGUGACACGAGAUUUCAAUGAAUGUUUUGAGCUAUAAUAACUACUGUACUGUACUGUAUUUUAAUAAAUAUACUUUAUUUGUGUAUACGCAGUCUCGUGAGCUCUCAUUAGUUGAGAGAUUUUUUUCAAACGGCAGAAACUGUUUGCUAUGGUAAAUGUUUGCAAGGGUUCCUUGACAUGAUGUGUUGAAUUUCUUCGGCUUGUGUUGAAAUCUAAAGGGAUGUAUUCUCUCUCUCUCUCUCUCGCUCGCUCGCUCACUCUCAGAGGGAUGCGGGAGGUUUGUUUGCCAGGUGUCCUGGAGACAGCGUGGGUUCGUUUAAAAGCACAACAGGUUCUGUGAGUCACGUUCUCCCGUGUGUGCGUGAGAGAGUCACAGUAUGAAGACUCCGUCUGAGACAGCGUGAUGCGUCUCGUCAGGAUUGACCUGUAAGAACACUGGAGCGGGUGUCAUGCCGUACCUCGUGCACACGGCUCACGCUCAGUUCGUGGCUCUCGUGCUCGGUACGGUGGGCUGGAUCCUCACCAUAGUGACUAUGGGAAUGGUGGAGUGGAGGGUGUGGGAAGUGUCCGCCCCGUCCGUCAUCUCCUCCGGUCUGGCCUGGGUGGGCAUCUGGAGAGUGUGUUUUCACAGCAACGCUCCGAUCCUGUCAGAGAAUGAAAUCCUGUUUUGUCAGAAGAUUGGUGCGUUUGACCCGUUCACUCCUCCUGAGAUCAUUGCCGCUCAGGUGCUGAUGUUAGUGGCUGUGAUUCUGGGGCUGAUGGGUAACGUCAGCGUGGUGUACGGCCUCAGGAACAUUUACUUUGGAUUUAAUCAGUUCAAUCGCAUCCGUCUGGCUCUUUCCGCUGGAGGUGCUCUCUUCAUUCUCACCGGAGUUUCUACUCUCGUCCCAGUCUUUUGGAAUCUCAGCUCUGUUGCACACAACCAGACUAUUGUUUUCCCCCCAGCGUUCCGCAUGCCGUCCGCACCUGAAAAGCAGCACAUCGGCCCGGGGAUCGGUGUUGGGAUUGUGGCGUCUUUUCUGGUAGUUUGUAGUGGGCUGAUCGUUCUGUCUUACAGGGUUCCAGUUGGUUCGACAUGCAAAGUGAAACCAGACGACAAACACAUGAACGAUGAUGGAACAGACAAUCCUGCUUUCACCAGAACAGACGAGUGACCGCAAACUACAUCAUAGUGUAGACACAAACAUCUAAAUUGUACAAAUUAAUUCUGUACAAAUUAAAACACAUUAAUUCUACGAAUUGUAAAUGUUUUUUGUGGUACCCUGAAUAUUUUUUCUUUACUUCUAUACUGUUUUUUUCUACUGUUUGUACGUAUUAUUGCUUUUGCAGCAAUACAGAAGUGUAAAAACUGCAUUUUUAUCAUUUUUUUCUAUAGCGUGUUUUGUUAUAGAUUAUUGUUGAAAGGUUUCGUUUACCGUCCUCACUUUGACGCCUUCAUUUAUCACAUCAAAAUGAUGUUUAAUUAAAAGUUGAAUUUAUGAAAAUGAAUGCGCGCUGCAGAUAUUCAUAUGUGUUUAUGAGGACGUGUGAAUUUAUGGUUUUCUUUAAUGAUUUAUUGGUCAACAUUCAGAGAUGCUCAUAUAUAUGAUGACCACAUAAGUAAAUGUUUGUGUAAUGUUUAUUUCAAGUUUUCAGGUUUCGGUCCAUAAGACACUCUUGUGUGUAAAAUUACAUUCUGGCACAGGGCUUUGUUCAAAACGGAUUAAGAUUUUAGUUAAAUGGUUCAAUGUUGUUUGGUUAUCCUUCAAAAUAUCUUCUCUUGUGAAGAGUACAUCAAAAGAAGACAGAAAGUGUGUACUGACUUUAUUC